AUGGCGCCAAAGAAGCAUCAAGCCCAGGUCAAGACAUCCGUGCCGACUGAGGAUGAGAUCCUCGUCCCCGAGACCCUGUUGAAGAAGCGCAAGAGCCAGGAAAAGGCGCGUGAGGAGCGUUCCGCUGAGCUCGAAAAGAAAAAGAAGGCCCAGAAGGAGAAGCGUGGAGUCAUCUUCAAGCGCGCGGAAUCCUACGUCAAAGAAUACCGGGAUUCAGAGCGUGAGAAGAUUCGCCUGUCCCGCUUAGCGAAGCAAGAAGGCAACUUCUACGUGCCCGGCGAGCCCAAGCUCGUCUUCGUUGUCCGCAUCAAGGGUAUCAAUAAAAUGGCCCCUAAACCUCGCAAGAUUAUGCAACUCCUGCGUCUCCUUCAGAUCAACAACGGCGUCUUUGUCAAACUCACCAAAGCCACUUCCGAAAUGCUCAAAAUUGUCGAACCUUACAUUGCCUACGGCUACCCCAGCAUCACAACAGUCCGCGACCUCAUCUACAAGCGCGGAUACGGAAAAAUCAACAAGCAGCGGAUCCCUCUGACCAACAAUCAGAUCAUCGAGGAGAAUUUGGGGAAAUUUGGUAUCAUCUGUAUGGAGGAUUUGGUGCAUGAGAUUGUGACUGUGGGGCCGAACUUCAAGCAGGCGAGCAACUUCUUGUGGCCGUUCAAGCUGUCAAAUCCGACGGGUGGGUUUAGGACGAGAAAAUUCAAGCACUUUGUGGAGGGUGGUGAUUUGGGGAAUCGGGAGGAGAAGAUCAAUGCGCUGAUCAAGCAGAUGAACUAG
This is a messenger RNA of Letharia columbiana, 774 nucleotides long. RefSeq lists its product as uncharacterized. Gene Ontology annotation, cellular component: cytosolic large ribosomal subunit. NCBI's taxonomy places the organism in Eukaryota, Fungi, Ascomycota, Lecanoromycetes, Lecanorales, Parmeliaceae. Gene Ontology annotation, molecular function: RNA binding; structural constituent of ribosome. The transcript is spliced from 4 exons. The record is from RefSeq and is a predicted model, not a curated record. The coding region runs from base 1 to 774 and encodes 257 amino acids. Gene Ontology annotation, biological process: maturation of LSU-rRNA from tricistronic rRNA transcript (SSU-rRNA, 5.8S rRNA, LSU-rRNA).